AUGAGAGGCCCCACACAAGAUUUGACAAUAUUGACACGCCAAUCGUUCUUUGAACAUGAUGCUUAUAUAAUCGCCGUGAAAAGACUGAGCGGUGCUUAUGCUAGUGGCAAUCGGUCCGCCUACCUAUGGGAUGCUGGUCUCUGGACAUCAUGCAAGGAGUCAAGGGAGGUGAUAUCAACGUACUCUAAACAAAAAGACUCGCCAGACACUCCGUCAGCAGUGAUGGCAGUAAAUGAUGGCCAACCCCUGGACAUUAUGGUCCACCCGUCCCGAGACCUCUUCUGCUUCACCCCAAAACGCUGGUCGACUCUUUUUGGCUACCCUCCCUUCCCUUCUCGAGAUGGAGGCUUUCCUUCUAUCCAAAACAUCGCCAUGGAAUUUGACCCAAGCUGGAAUAUUAACCUCCCAAAGCGGAUACAUAAGCUGCUUGGAGAGUUGACUGCUCGUGGGUGUGUUGCCCGAGUUGUAAAUGCACGCGCCAAGGAGUAUGUGGACUUCACAAUAUGGCUGAUCGAUCGAGGUGCUACUCGAUCACCUGAUAAAGACCGAAAAUCCCCGCCUCGUUUAUUUUACGAUUGUGAGCGGGAAUACAUUGAAACGGAGCAAAACGAAAUAUUGUACGAUACUGAAGAGGAGUACAGGAAGACUGCCUGGUGGUUUAUCGAGGAACUCACUCGCCUUGGCACUCCGCGUUAUGCGGAGAUGCGAGACCCGGCCGCAACGUACUGA
Messenger RNA from Ilyonectria robusta, 729 nucleotides. RefSeq lists its product as uncharacterized. NCBI's taxonomy places the organism in Eukaryota, Fungi, Ascomycota, Sordariomycetes, Hypocreales, Nectriaceae. Bases 1 to 729 code for a protein of 242 amino acids. The record is from RefSeq and is a predicted model, not a curated record. The transcript has a single exon.